Messenger RNA from Tarenaya hassleriana, 911 nucleotides. RefSeq names its product protein CHLORORESPIRATORY REDUCTION 6, chloroplastic. Gene Ontology annotation, biological process: NAD(P)H dehydrogenase complex assembly. The record is from RefSeq and is a predicted model, not a curated record. NCBI's taxonomy places the organism in Eukaryota, Viridiplantae, Streptophyta, Magnoliopsida, Brassicales, Cleomaceae. Bases 84 to 830 code for a protein of 248 amino acids. Gene Ontology annotation, cellular component: chloroplast. The transcript has 4 exons.
AUCAAGGCAACGGCGAGGAAAAGAACAAAGAAGAUAAAAAGGAAGGGGACGCAUGCGAAAAGGAGCAAGACUCGCAAUCCGCCAUGGAUGGUGCUGCGGUUUUAAAACCUCUGCUCCCUUCUCUCCGUCCCUCCCCAAAACACGUUCCUCUGUUCCCCUUGACGGGCCCCGGUUCGUCGCUGCGGUUAGCGAGGAGGAAGGAGAAAAGGCAAGACUUUGCCCUCUCAGUUGCCUUCAAUCCUUCUGGAAAUUUCAAUCUCUCCCCUUUCGACUACGAGGACGAUUCGAACAGAGUCGCGCCUCCGAUGCCUCCGGUAGAAGGCCGGUUCGAAGUCAUCAUCGAUAACAAUUCCGUUCAAAGGCUCGACUUGUCCCCGUUUCAGACGGCCACUGGCAUUACCUUGCCUUCUUCAGCUAAACCCAAGGAGUUUCUGGAGCGAACAAUCGGAUUUACGAUAAAUUACGAGAGAGGGGAGGCAGAGGAUCCGCGUGAGCUGUCGGAAUUCCCAGAGAUAAGGCUGUGGUUCGUGAGGCUUGAUGCUCUCUAUCCGUGGCUGCCGGUUUUGCUUGACUGGCGUGCCGGUGAACUUGCUCGUUACGCCGCCAUGUUAGUCCCUCACCAGAUGAGCCUGAGAAUGGGUGUCGUUUUUAACCCGGAGGCGUUGGAGUUGUUCGUCAUGAAGAAAGUGUUCGUCGUUUAUUCGUGGCUGAAACAACAUGAUGUCCCGAAGCCGAGGUUGAAGACGGGCGACAUGGCCAGGAUGCUCGGCUUUGGGGUCGGAGAUGAACUCUUCGACCUCAUUGAUCAAGACCCUCCCGAUGCUUAUUGACUCCUACUUUCCUUUGCAUUUUACAUACACUUGUAUGGACUUCCACAUUUAGAUGCAUAAAAGGAGCGGACUUUAUGUGCG